UCGAAGCUUGCGUCGAGAAUUCCGCACUGAAUACAAGGUGAAAUUUCGCCCCUUCUCCAAUUACGAAUAUGUGGACGGUCAUUUCGUUCCAAGCCCCGGGGCCAGUGCUACCACGGAUGCUCGCCAAGCUCCACCAACCACCAAACAACCACCCGGAGAAGGGUCUCAUCCUUGGUACAGUGAAGUGGUCGAACUCCGGAAACAGGCCAACGAAUUUCGGUGCCGAGGUUGGGGAACCGAUUUGGUUCCACCUCAUUUGAACGAGUUGUACCAUAAGCAAUUGGACCCGAAGGAAAUCGCCCGACGACGAGAGUCCUUGUCGGCUUUAUCGUUGGCCAUCAAUGCUCCUCGUCCCACUUCGGACAAGGUGGAUCAUGGUCCGUCAUCCACGGCACCUUCGUCUGCCAGGUCGUCGAGAAUGUCCCGCCCAGGCACAGCCCCACCCACUGCCUACAUCUCGGCCAAGACCAGGCGUUCGGAAUCGGUCCAGCCUAAAAAUGGGAGCGAUGCCUCGGCAGCCACGAUGCCCAGAACGAAACGGAACA
Tigriopus californicus is the source of this 545-nucleotide messenger RNA. RefSeq names its product mucin-2-like. Gene Ontology annotation, molecular function: microtubule binding. NCBI's taxonomy places the organism in Eukaryota, Metazoa, Arthropoda, Copepoda, Harpacticoida, Harpacticidae. The record is from RefSeq and is a predicted model, not a curated record. Gene Ontology annotation, biological process: negative regulation of centriole replication.